Messenger RNA from Didymodactylos carnosus, 462 nucleotides. The record is from the annotation of a GenBank genome assembly. Lineage: Eukaryota; Metazoa; Rotifera; Eurotatoria; Philodinida; Philodinidae.
AUGCCAUCUCGAAAACGAAGAGUUCGAUCUACUUCUUACCGUAAAUUGAGUUAUUUUGAUAGUGCCAGAGAAGGUGCUAAAUCAAAAUCAAAGUUUAAGCCAAAACUUGUGAAAAGUCGCAAGCAAAAAGCUUCACCGUCAUCAUCACCAUCUUCUGAUAGUUCCUUUAGUGUUGAUGAUACAGAAAGUUCAGAUAAAAGUGCAGCUUCAAAGCCAGAAAAGAAAGAGAAAAAUCGAAAAAAGAAGACGCAUAAUCGAAAACAACUUUCUUCUUCUGAUGAUAGUGAUGAUAAUCCUAAUUUUGGUGGCAAGGAGAUAACAUCAGAAUCGAGACAGAAAAGAAAAUUUUCUAGUUCUUUGUCUCGAUUAACUGUGACUGAGCAAGCAGCAACUUUACAGGUCACUGUGAAUGACUCAAUUAGUCGCUUUAGUGUAAUAUUGACGGUGAAGAAUUCAAAUUAG